Messenger RNA from Morchella importuna, 1920 nucleotides. RefSeq lists its product as uncharacterized. The record is from RefSeq and is a predicted model, not a curated record. The transcript has 8 exons. The coding region runs from base 1 to 1920 and encodes 639 amino acids. Lineage: Eukaryota; Fungi; Ascomycota; Pezizomycetes; Pezizales; Morchellaceae.
AUGCUGUGGGCGGGGUGGGGAGAAAAAUCGUCUUGGACUCCUCGCUUAGUAGAUCGCUGUAGGGAUGAUGGCGCCUUGGCUGCUUGUGCCUGCUAUCCUUGGCGUAUCACGUGGGCUUAUCAGGCUAAUCUUAUCAGAUCAUCUCUUGGCCACCAGCCACCUCCACGCCAAGCAUCUCCCAUCGCCAGUCAGGAUAAUGUCAUCCAAGCAGGCCUCAGGGCAGCCCACAAGAACAACUCGAAAUACUUCAACUCCCCUCCAAACAGAUGGAAUCUCGUCGACUUCUUGAAAUACCGGCACCCCCGGGACGCGACGCGUCGCAAGAUUGUCGAUUCCUGGGUUAAAUCGUUGGAGAGCAUUGCGGCCUGCAACGGCCGAUGCCAUACCGACGAGGGGCGUGAGAGGGCAAGGACGUUACUCAGUCGGUAUCGAGAGAGAGACUCAUCGGACCGGAAAUACGCCAAAAUAUGGACCUCCCUCAAGAAGUCGACAGAGCGGCCACCGCCAACCCCUGCGACGAUCAAUUACGCGCCUGUUUUCCAGAAUGGCGGCAGUGCGCCACUGUUCCACAAUGGUGGGAGCGCACCGGUUUUUCAUACUGCAGGUACCGCUGCACCUGUUACUAUCAAUAAUAAAGAUGCCGGUCGCAAUCCGUCUUUGCCGGUGCCAUCUAAUAGAGAGCAUGAUGGGGAUGAAGAGACUGUGAUAGAAGAGUGGGAACUGUCAGAUACUGUCGCCGGGGAAGAGGACGCGGAGGAGGAGGAGGAGGAGGUGGAUGUGGAUGAGGAUGAGGGGGACCACCCAGCUUUGAGGGUGCGCCUCCGCACAUUGCAGCGUUCCAAAAAGCCUAUCGCAAGACCAAAGGCCACCGGUGGAGGCUAUCAAGCGGUCAGGACGUCGAAACUAUCCUCUUCUGGGAAUACCAUUCAGCUGGGGGUGGGCUGGUUUACGAGCGAUGAGUGGGCGGAGAUCAAGGCUACUAUUCCACCACUGUCGAGCGAAGGGUUGAUGCCGCUAUUCAAGAGUCUGGAUCGGUUUGAUGGGGCAAAGACAGUUGCUGAAUUCAGACAUCGGGUCGACACCACGCGGUAUAAAGAGGAUGGCGAAGUCUACAACCGCGAGAAGCACUACGAUCUAUGGUCCGCAGAUUUGGCGGUGCAACAUAUCCUUGGCCUUUGGGAAGACCCCGACCAGCCCCUUCGGGCACCUCAACUCGAAGACACCCUCUCAAGCUGUCUAUGGACACAUAUCAUCGACCACCCACUUCAAGGGCUAGCCGGAGUCAACAUUGUCCACAAGGAAAGCUCCUGCCGCUCCACCGCCCGGCGGAAAAAUCGCCACCGCACACUGCCGACACAGCGACAGCUCACCGGCCCGAAGAUGGACGGCAUCAUCCGCUCCAUCAAGGACCACAGCGAGGAGUUUGGCGCGAUGGAGGUCGCCUCGUCGUUCGGCAGCGCGGGAACAAAGUCUACCAAGCUGCUGGUGGACACAAACAAGCUGAUCAAGACGCUGCGGGAUAUGCUGUUCGCGCUGCAUCAGCGCGUGAACUUUGACCCGGCGGUUACGGAGAAGCUGCAGGUGGUGGGGAUCCUGUGUGCGGGGCUGCAGGUCCAGUUCCUCAGGCUGUACUGUAAGGGACAUGUUUCGAUCUUGGUACGGGAGCACAUAGAGGAGGUACCUGUGGAUUGCUUGGAGUUUGAAUGGUUGAAGAAGCUGCUGAUUAAGUUUGCGAUGAUGAAGAAAGUAAUUGCACAGUCAGUAAGCGCGGUCAGCGAGCGCAGUCCUACGGUCAGCACUGCAGAUGAGAGAGUCAAGAGCGAUGAGGAGAGGCUGCAGGAACUGCUUUCUGGCAAGGUCACGGAUCGUCGGCCGAAGCUGGACUGGGCGGGGGAUUCGCCGCCUCCUCCGGGCCGGUAG